This is a messenger RNA of Daphnia pulicaria, 1969 nucleotides long. RefSeq names its product long-chain-fatty-acid--CoA ligase ACSBG2-like. The coding region runs from base 262 to 1926 and encodes 554 amino acids. Lineage: Eukaryota; Metazoa; Arthropoda; Branchiopoda; Diplostraca; Daphniidae. The record is from RefSeq and is a predicted model, not a curated record. Gene Ontology annotation, molecular function: long-chain fatty acid-CoA ligase activity. Gene Ontology annotation, cellular component: membrane; endoplasmic reticulum. The transcript is spliced from 12 exons.
GCCUUUAGUCCUAGUCGGAAUCCCGUCCCGAGAGCUGUUGGUUGUUCGUUGUUAUUUUCUGUUAAAAAAAACACGUUCACGCGCUGCGGGAUUAGAGUUGGAUCGUGUGUUUGAUCGUCUCAGAGUUUGGCUGGCCAUUGUUUGAUCGAUUGAAAAGAAAAAAUCACGUGGGGGAACUUGUUUGCCAGUUGGUGGAAGAUCAACAGAGCCUGACGUCAAACGAAGAAACACAGUCUACACGAAUUUUUCCUAAGCACAGGCAUGUCCAGGCAUCAGCAGCAGUUGAGCAGCAUGCCCUCCUUGACGCCGAGUCACGAUCAUCAUCAACUAGACGCCAUUUCAUCAGCCGACCUUUCAUUACAGCAGCAGCCAAUGUCUUCUGUUGUCAAGAUGACUCCACGCCGCAAACAGGCUUACGGCGACGUCAUCAGCGAAAUGAACAACAAGACGUCGUUUGAAUCUCGGCGAAUUCAUCACGAGGAUCCUGAGAUCCACACGAUCGUUCCUUCUGGCGACUCUAAACGUGUCGUGUUGAUUUCGUCGAAAUCUCGAGGAUCUGAUUGGGACUUGACGAUGGUGAAAGACGAGCAGGACAGCAACAAUGGAGUGGAGAGUGAAGAUAGCGGCUUUCAACUGGAUGCCGAUUCGUCCAGCAUCAAGAUAAUCGCCCCCGCUCCCGUUAAUGAUGCACCCGCCGACAUGACGGUCACGACCCAAAAGAGUGGGACGACCGUGAUUAACAUCACGCCGCCUUGCAAGAUGGAGCACAGAUUACUGGAACAUUUGCACAGCACUCCAUUGCCGUCCAUCGUCAGUGCCGAAGUCGCCAGAGAUUGCCCAGAUUUAGGCAAAAGACGGACGAGUAGCGUGUUGGAAGCCAAGGAUUCCAGCAAAUCUGUCGGAGAGAUGCGUCAGCAACCCCAGGAAUUGAAUAAAGGUCCCGACCAACUUUUCCCGGCCGAUUCGUACACAACGACUUCAGCGACUGGAGCUGUCAAGCUCAAGAUUGAUGAACGAGGCAUGGCGUCUAUUCCACCGCUGUCGGUGCCGACUUUGCUGCAGCGCACCGUGGCUAGACAUAUGGAUCAUCCUGCCCUUUGCGUCAAACGUGAUGGAAAGUGGAUCAAGUGGACGUACAAGCAGUACUUGCACGAUGUGAGGGUGUGUGCCAAGGCUUUCAUCCGCUUGGGGCUGGAACGUUUCCAUUCGGUUUGUAUUUUGGGUUUUAAUUCACCCGAAUGGAUCAUCGCCGAUUUGGCUGCCAUUCACGCUGGUGGUUUCGCCGCUGGCAUUUACACUACGAAUUCGGCCGAGGCGUGUCUGCAUUGCGCCUUGAACGGGCAGGCCGACAUCAUCGUGGUGGAGGACCGCAAACAGCUGGAGAAAAUCCUUUCCAUCAAGGACCAAAUUCCGACUUUGAAGGCGAUCGUCCAGUACACCGGAAAACCGCACGUCGAAGGAGUCAUCACCUGGUCGCAAUUGAUGCAUUUGGGCAACGCCACGCCUGACAACGUCUACGAGGAUCGUUUAAAGAAGUUGGCCGUCAAUCAGUGUUGCACACUAAUCUACACGUCUGGAACGACGGGACCUCCGAAAGGCGUCAUGCUGAACCACGACAACCUGACUUGGAUUUCCCACAACCUGGCCACUUAUAUGAACUUGCGAGACGGCAAGGAUACGUUUCUCAGUUACCUGCCGCUAAGUCAUGUCGCAGCUCAGAUUACCGACAUCUACGCUCCGCUAUCUGUAGGCGGGACGGUCUACUUUGCCGAUCCUGAUGUUUUGAAGGUUUGUGUGUGUGUUGUACAAGUUAAACCGUUCAUCGAGUGGGUUUGGCAGCGCGCAUUCCUUUUGAUUACGGGGUCAUUAAAAAUGUUUGGCAAAAAUGACUGGCUCAUCAAAAUCCGUUACACUGGGUCAGGUUAAAAAAAGAUGAACGUAGCAGCAGCAGCAGCGCUGCUCUCUGUGU